Balaenoptera ricei (Rice's whale) is the source of this 2760-nucleotide messenger RNA. RefSeq names its product netrin G2 (gene NTNG2). Bases 988 to 2760 code for a protein of 590 amino acids. Lineage: Eukaryota; Metazoa; Chordata; Mammalia; Artiodactyla; Balaenopteridae. The record is from RefSeq and is a predicted model, not a curated record. The transcript has 10 exons.
CAGCGCGGGGAAGGAGCGCCGGCUCGCAGCCCUCGGCCCUCGCCCCACCCAGCGCCAGCCAGACGGGGGAGGCGGAGCGCCGGAGGGUGGCGGUCCUCGGCCUCCCGGGUCUCCGCUCCGGGAAGCUGCUCCGAGCCGGGGUGUUGUUGCUAACGAGCUCUCUCUCCUCCCUUCUUGCAAUGAAAGACAAGCCAGACCCCGGGUACCUGGAUGGCUUGGAAGCUGAAGUCUCAGAAACUUCCUAAUAAGUUGCCGAUGGCUACCAGCCAAGGUCAGCUGGUUCCCAUUAGCGCCUGUCCCCACCAAAGCCGAGCCAAAUAAGCUGCUCCCCAGUUAACACCUCAGUCGCUUUUUUUAUGCUCCAGUCCAGCUGCACAAUUGUUGUCACUUUACGCCCAUAUGAAAAGAAAUCUCUUUUAUUGGCCCAAAAUGCCAAGUCCAAUCCCGUAGAGGGAACGUGUUUGCAGCUAACAGGUACACCUCCUGAUUUUAUUUUAUCUUUACAACGCAGGCCGGAGGGUUGUUUUGCAGUUGUGUUGAGCACAUCACACAUUAAGGGCCCUUUAAAGACCUGGGUUGAUUGGAAGGACAAAAAUUAAAAGCAAUCUGAUCCGGCCUCAUGCCAGAUCCCUGCGGAUUUUCUCCCUAUCCCAUUUCCAUCCACUGUCACAAUUUGAGAGUCUGCCUGAUUUGACCAGAUUCACCUCUGGGAGAGGUGUGAUGCCAAGGUUAGGGGGACACCAAGUUGUGGGCAACUUCUCGAUCUGCCCAUCAGCAGUCUGAGAAACGCUGGCUCUGAGUUUUCCAUAUCGGCCUCUUGGAAAAAACAAGUUCCUCGCUGUUUGCAACCUGGCAGAGUCCCUGGGACAUCCGGCCUCCAUCGCCUGGUAGAUGUGGCUUUUCCAUGCUGAGGUUUCGAGUCCCUCCUGACCCAGUCGCCACCUCUCCGGUCCCUCUCUGGGCCUCACGCCUGGGGACUGCGCCGCCAUGCUGCACCUGCUGGCUCUUUUCCUGCACUGCCUCCCGCUGGCCUCUGGGGACUACGACAUCUGCAAAUCCUGGGUGACCACGGAUGAAGGCCCCACCUGGGAGUUCUAUGCCUGCCAGCCCAAGGUGAUGCGCCUGAAGGACUAUGUCAAGGUGAAGGUGGAGCCCUCCGGCAUCACGUGCGGAGACCCCCCUGAGAGAUUCUGCUCCCACGAGAACCCCUACCUGUGCAGCAACGAGUGUGACGCCUCCAACCCGGACCUGGCUCACCCGCCGCAGCUCAUGUUCGACAGGGAGGACGAGGGCCUCGCCACCUACUGGCAGAGUGUCACGUGGAGCCGCUACCCCAGCCCACUGGAGGCCAACAUCACCCUCUCGUGGAACAAGAGCGUGGAGCUGACGGACGACGUGGUGGUGACCUUCGAGUACGGCCGGCCCACCGUCAUGGUGCUGGAGAAGUCGCUGGACAACGGGCGCACGUGGCAGCCCUACCAGUUCUACGCAGAGGACUGCAUGGAGGCCUUCGGCAUGCCCGCCCGCCGGGCGCGCGACCUGUCGGCGUCGGGUGCCCACCGGGUGCUGUGCACGGAGGAGUACUCGCGCUGGGCCGGCUCCAAGAAGGAGAAGCACGUGCGCUUCGAGGUGCGGGACCGCUUCGCCAUCUUCGCCGGCCCCAGCCUGCGCAACAUGGACAACUUGUACACGCGGCUGGAGAGCGCCAAGGGCCUCAAGGAGUUCUUCACCCUCACCGACCUGCGCAUGCGGCUGCUGCGCCCGGCGCUGGGCGGCACGUAUGUGCAGCGGGAGAACCUCUACAAGUACUUCUACGCCAUCUCCAACAUCGAGGUCAUGGGCAGGUGCAAGUGCAACCUGCACGCCAACCUGUGCUCCGUGCGCGAGGGCAGCCUGCAGUGCGAGUGUGAGCACAACACCACCGGCCCGGACUGUGGCAAGUGCAAGAGGAGCUUCCGCACACGGUCCUGGCGGGCUGGCUCCUAUCUGCCACUGCCCCACGGCUCUCCCAACGCGUGUGCCGCCGCAGGCUCCGCCGUUGGCAAGUGGAUCAGGCCAUCUACCGCUGCCCCCCUCUGGGCGAGCGCCCCCUGGCCCCAGGUGUCCUCCAGUGCAGAAGCUGCGGGCACCUCCGCUGCUGCCCCCGCCCCUGCCAAGGCCUCCAGACUUUUCCAGCUCAGGCCCAAAUCUCCUCAAGUGAUGCCUAUUGAAGAAUUCGAAGACUGCGAGUGCUAUGGCCACUCGAAUCGCUGCAGCUACAUCGACUUCCUGAACGUGGUGACCUGCGUCAGCUGCAAGCACAACACACGAGGCCAACACUGCCAGCACUGCCGUCUGGGCUACUACCGCAACGGCUCCGCGGAGCUGGACGACGAGAACGUGUGCAUUGAGUGUAACUGCAACCAGAUCGGCUCCGUGCACGACCGGUGCAACGAGACCGGCUUCUGCGAGUGCCGCGAGGGCGCGACGGGGCCCAAGUGCGACGACUGCCUCCCCACGCACUACUGGCGCCAGGGCUGCUACCCCAACGUGUGCGACGACGACCAGCUGCUGUGCCAGAACGGCGGCACCUGCGUGCAGAACCAGCGCUGCGCCUGCCCGCGCGGCUACACCGGCCUGCGCUGCGAGCAGCCCCGCUGCGACCCCGCCGCCGCCGACGGCGGCCUGGACUGCGACCGCGCGCCCGGGGCCGCCCCGUGCCCCGCCACGCUGCUCGGCUGCCUGCUGCUGCUGCGGCUGGCCACCUGCCUGGACUGCUGA